This is a messenger RNA of Pezoporus flaviventris, 12033 nucleotides long. RefSeq names its product BCR activator of RhoGEF and GTPase (gene BCR). Gene Ontology annotation, cellular component: membrane. Gene Ontology annotation, molecular function: guanyl-nucleotide exchange factor activity; protein serine/threonine kinase activity; GTPase activator activity. Gene Ontology annotation, biological process: intracellular signal transduction; protein phosphorylation; positive regulation of GTPase activity. Lineage: Eukaryota; Metazoa; Chordata; Aves; Psittaciformes; Psittacidae. The record is from RefSeq and is a predicted model, not a curated record. The transcript has 23 exons. The coding region runs from base 389 to 4441 and encodes 1350 amino acids.
GGUGGGUGGGUGGCUGGGGGGAAGAUAUUUACCUUCCUUCCCCCGCCCUGAGCCUGCUCCUUUGUCCACCCACUUUGAAGUGCUUCUGGGAUCGCCGGGGUGGGAGCAUUGUUGUACGUUAGCAAAGGAUCAGGCAUGCCGGGGAGAGAGUAGCGAGUAUACGGAGGGGCACGGGCCGGCAAAAGCUGCAAGGAGACGGGGAGGAGAGACUGCUGCGAGGAUUGCUGUUUGCCUCCCGGUUUCCCUGCAUGGACCGUGAAAGAGACGCGUUGAGUUGACCCUGCCGGAGCUGUUUCUGCCUCUACAUGUGAGAUCCGGUUGGUUUCUUCUCUCCAGUUAUCUCUCUCUAGCCUCCUUCCCGUGUUCUCCACAUACUCCUGUAUGCAAAAUGGUGGACCCUGUGGGGUUUGUGGAGGCUUGGAAAGCACAAUUUGCAGACUCUGAGCCUCCUAAAAUGGAGCUGAAAUCUGUGGGAGACAUUGAACAGGAGCUGGAGAUGUGCAAAGCAUCUAUCCGGAGACUGGAGAUGGAGGUCAACAAGGAGAGGUUCCGCAUGAUUUACCUGCAGACUCUUUUGGCAAAGGAGAAAAAAAGCUAUGAUAGACAGCGAUGGGGUUUUAAACGUGUUUCUCAGUUGCCUGAAGGGGGUGCAGAGCAGCAGAUCCAAGACCUGCAACACCAGUCUGCUGACCAAGAUGAAUAUGAAAAAAGCAAGUCACACCACGGGGAGGAAAAGUUCAAACCGAGGAUACCCUCUCUGCGGAAGUUGUCUACCCAGAGUGAUGGGUCAGACCUGUCGCCUUUGGACAGCCCCCAUCAUGCAGAGGGAGAGCAGGACAGGUGUAAGUACUAUGGUGAAGAGAAACUGAAGAGAGUUGUAGAAGAUAUGGAGAAUCGCUGUGAUACAGAUGGCUCUCCUUCAAAACACAGAUCGGCUUCCACUCGCAGGCUAGUGGGAUCUGCUGAGAAGGAGGCAUCAUUUGAACCUAUCUCUAAGGAGAGAGGGAACAGCACCAGUGUGGCAGCCCUAAGGUCCAAUUUUGAGAGGAUUAAAAAGGUCAAUUCGCAUUCUUCUGGAGAUAACAAGGAUGUUGUUGAAAAGCCCUUUUACGUGAACAUGGAGUAUCAUCAUGAGAAGGGUCUAGUAAAGGUCAACGAUAAAGAUGUCUCUGAUAAAAUAAGCUCCCUUGGUAGCCAAGCCAUGCAAAUGGAACGCAAAAAGUCUUUGCACUCCCUCCCUUCUAACAUGGUACCCAGCUUCACCGAGUUCCAGAGGCCUGCUUAUAGGGGAAGGUCCUCGGAGAGCAGCUUUGGUUAUGAUGGAGAAUAUGAGGAUGCUGAACUGAACCCCAGGUUUCUCAAAGAUAACUUGAUUAAUGCCAAUGGCAGCAACCGCUCACCUUGGCAGCCCAUGGACUUUCAGCCCUAUCAAAGUAUCUAUGUUGGUGGAAUGAUGGGGGAAGGAGAAGGAAAAGGUCCUAUUCUGCGAAAUCAGGGCACAACUGAUCAGGAAAAACAUCUCACGUGGCCCAGGAGAUCUUAUUCCCCCCGGAGUUUUGAAGAUAUUGGAGGAGGAUAUACUCCAGAUUGUAGCUCUAAUGAGAACCUCACCUCCAGUGAGGAAGACUUCUCCUCAGGGCAGUCCAGCCAUGUCUCCCCCAGCCCCACCACUUAUCGCAUGUAUCGGGACAAAAGCCGUUCCCCCUCGCAAAACUCUCAGCAGUCCUUUGACAGUAGCAGUCCACCAACCCCCCAGUCUCAGAAACGGCACAGGCAGCAGCAGGUCAUUGUGUCUGAGGCUACUAUUGUGGGCGUACGAAAAACAGGACAGAUCUGGCCAAGUGAUGGAGAUUUGCCUUCUGGGAGAUGUCACCAGGACAGCUGCUUCCAUGGGGAUACAGAUGCUUCAUUCAGUGGCACACCACCUAGCUAUGCCUAUGAUGCAGACCGUGCUGAAGAACAGAGGCGACAUCAUGAUAUGAUGCCCUAUAUUGAUGACUCGCCAUCAUCCUCACCCCAUCUCAGUUCCAAGAGUCGGGGCAGCCGAGACACCCUAUCUUCAGGGUCUCUGGAAUCUACAAAAUCAAGUGAGCCAGACCUGGAGAAAGGCCUGGAGAUGAGAAAAUGGGUCCUAUCAGGAAUCCUAGCCAGUGAGGAAACCUACCUGAGCCACCUGGAGGCUCUGCUGCUGCCUAUGAAGCCUUUGAAAGCAGCUGCCACCACCUCUCAGCCUGUGCUGACUAGUCAGCAGAUUGAGACAAUAUUCUUUAAAGUGCCUGAGCUCUAUGAGAUCCACAAAGAAUUCUACGAUGGGCUCUUUCCCCGAGUGCAGCAGUGGAGUCACCAGCAGCGUGUAGGGGACCUCUUCCAGAAGCUGGCCAGCCAGCUGGGAGUGUACCGGGCCUUUGUGGAUAACUAUGAAGUUGCUAUGGAGACAGCAGAGAAAUGCUGCCAAGCCAAUGCUCAGUUUGCUGAAAUCUCUGAGAAUCUAAAGGCUAGAAGCACAAAGGAAUCUAAGGAUCAGACGACGAAAAAUUCCUUGGAAACUCUAUUAUACAAGCCAGUCGAUAGAGUGACUCGCAGCACACUUGUUCUGCAUGAUUUGCUCAAGCACACUCCAGUGAGCCACCCUGAUCAUCCACUCCUGCAGGAUGCUCUGCGGAUUUCACAGAACUUCCUCUCCAGCAUCAAUGAGGAGAUCACUCCUCGCCGGCAGUCAAUGACUGUAAAGAAGGGGGAGCACCGGCAGCUGCUGAAGGACAGUUUCAUGGUGGAGCUGGUUGAGGGGGCUCGCAAGCUACGUCAUGUCUUCCUUUUUACUGAUCUGUUCCUGUGUGCCAAGCUCAAGAAGCAGAUCGGAGGAAAAAGCCAACAAUAUGACUGCAAAUGGUACAUCCCCCUCACUGACCUUAGUUUCCAAAUGGUGGAUGAAUCUGAGGCAGUGCCCAAUAUCCCACUGGUACCCGAUGAGGAGCUGGAUGCCAUGAAGAUCAAGAUAUCCCAGAUCAAGAAUGACAUCCAGCGUGAAAAGAGGGCUAAUAAAGGCAGCAAGGUUAUUGAGAGGUUGAAAAAGAAGCUGUCGGAGCAGGAAUCCCUCCUAUUGCUGAUGUCUCCCAACAUGGCUUUCCGGGUACACAAUCGCAAUGGCAAGAGUUACACGUUCCUCAUUUCAUCCGACUAUGAAAGGGCAGAGUGGAGGGAGAACAUCCGGGAGCAGCAGAAGAAAUGCUUUAAAAGCUUCUCACUCACAUCGGUGGAACUCCAGAUGCUGACAAACUCCUGUGUGAAGCUUCAGACAGUCCACAACAUUCCCCUUACUAUCAAUAAGGAAGAUGAUGAAUCCCCAGGUCUCUAUGGAUUCCUGAAUGUCAUUGUCCACUCUGCCACAGGAUUCAAGCAAAGUUCAAAUUUGUACUGCACGUUAGAGGUGGAUUCUUUUGGGUAUUUCGUGAACAAGGCUAAAACUAGAGUUUACAGGGACACCACGGAGCCCAACUGGAAUGAGGAGUUUGAGAUUGAGCUGGAGGGCUCACAAACUCUGCGGAUUCUGUGCUAUGAAAAGUGCUACAACAAAACCAAGCUUACUAAAGAGGAUGGAGAGAGCACAGAUCGCAUAAUGGGCAAAGGACAGAUCCAGCUGGACCCACAGGUGUUGCAGGACAAAGACUGGCAACGCACGGUCAUCUCAAUGAACGGAGUUGAAGUGAAGCUGUCAGUGAAGUUCACCAGUCGGGAGUUUAGCCUGAAGAGGAUGCCAUCCCGGAAGCAGACCGGGGUUUUUGGGGUCAAGAUAGCUAUUGUCACCAAGAGAGAGAGAUCAAAGGUGCCUUACAUAGUUCGCCAGUGUGUGGAGGAGAUAGAGCGGCGUGGGAUGGAGGAGGUGGGCAUCUACCGUGUCUCUGGGGUGGCAACCGACAUCCAAGCUCUGAAAGCCGCCUUUGAUGUCAAUAACAAAGACGUGUCGGUGAUGAUGAGCGAGAUGGAUGUUAACGCCAUUGCAGGCACCUUGAAACUGUACUUCCGGGAGCUGCCUGAACCCCUCUUCACAGAUGAGCUGUACCCCAACUUUGCUGAGGGCAUUGCACUUUCAGACCCUGUUGCAAAGGAAAGCUGUAUGUUGAAUCUGUUGUUAUCACUUCCAGAGCCCAACCUUGUGACAUUCCUUUUCCUUUUGGACCAUUUAAAAAGAGUUGCUGAGAGGGAAAGCAUUAACAAGAUGUCCCUGCAUAAUCUUGCAACUGUCUUUGGACCAACACUGCUCAGACCUUCAGAGAAGGACAGUAAAAUCCCUGCCAACCCGACGCAGCCCAUCACAAUGACGGACAGUUGGUCACUAGAAGUCAUGUCCCAGGUUCAAGUUCUUCUGUACUUCCUGCAGCUAGAGACUAUCCCUACCCCAGACAGCAAGAGGCAAAGCAUUCUCUUUUCCACAGAGGUGUAGGUGCCUGCGAUACCAACAGGACACAAAAGACUGCUUUUGGCAUAAACCUGCCACACCUGAGAAAAAGACAACUGAUGUUUCUUCAGACAUUGCUGGCCUGUUCCUGCCCCGGGGAACUGCAGCCCUCGGCGCUUCUGCUGUUCGUUAACCAGUGACAAGCUGAAGAGGGAGAAAAGCUUCUGCUCUGGAUUGGUAGGAGCAGAACUGGACUGGAGAUGGAGCUGUGCAGCAUCUCCACUAGGAGGAGCAAUAGACACUUGAACAAAUGCACCACAGUGUGGCUGUUGUUCUUGUCGGGAAUGUGACAGAAGGUAUUCCUCACUUUAUGGAUUUAAUUUAUCAAAAAGAAACUUCAAGAUUUCUACUGGACCACUUGAUAGGAGACCCCUUUUUGGGUGAGGGGGAGUUAAAGAAUCUAUCACAACUGUGUCUUUACUAACUGCUGUUUAUAAAGUACUGUUCUAGGCCACAAAAAUAGUGUUGCUUUGCAAGAGAAGAGCAGAAGGGAAGGGUCUGGGAUCUGAGAUUCCCUCGUCAGAAACUGAAGUCUUGAUUUGACCAGGGUUCUAAAGCAAUUAAACAGGUUUGUGUACAACUCGAGCUGUUGGUUUGUGUGGGGCUUGGGGUUUAGUUUAGUUUAGUUUAUUUUUGUCUUGCCCACCCCUUUCCUUGCAAAUGUUUCCACAGCUCUAGGGAAGGAGAUGCCCUGCUCUUGCCCAGGCUGCACUUCUGAUGGGUCUUGGGUUAAGGGAGCCAGACCUAAUGAUGUUACAUUAUAAAUAAUACAGCAAAUUGAGCAGGCAGGGAGGAUGAGUCAGUGAUUCUGUUGUCUGUUUGCAUAUAAAAGCAGGGGCGAUGUUAUCCAGGCAGGAUUGGUAAAUUCGUUAGGCCCCACCAAACUGCAUGAAAAUUAAUUGGGAAGUCUGUUAAUUCCCAACACUCCAAAGAAAAGAUCACUGCAAAAGGAAUUGAAGGCUUUGUGGACAAAAUAACCCGUGGCUAUCAGUUUGGCGGCUGCUUACUUCAGGCUUUUCUCAGAACAUCUGCUUUUGGGGUUUUUUGGUUUGGUUUUUUUUGAUACUUGAAUUUUUGGAGGCUUUGUACAUUGCUUCUACAAGAGCCUUCUUCUGAUUGCUCCACUUUGAUAAACCAUGUCAGAAUGUACUUCAGGGACAAUCCGGCAAGCAGCAUUCAUUGUGUAUUCUCCAGCAAUUCCAACCCUGUUUUAAAUAAGAGCAGUGAAGAGAUAUCAAUGGAGCUACAUACAGCAGUACAGGUCAAGCCAAACACCGCCUUGUGUUGCCAUGCUUACAGCGGUCAAAGCCCCCGUGGUCACACAGGGGUGCAGGGCAGCUUUGUCCAGGGAGCACAGGACAGUCCAACUGCUGCUGUGCAGAGCAGAGCAUUCCGGCUCUGAAGCAGCUGAGCUGAACACCCUGGGGGAGGGGGGAGCGACUCCAUUUGCAUGAAGCACCCCAAGCCCUUCACUCCCUACCCAGCUCUGCAUUUGGUGCCAUCUGUCCAUCGUCAUCCUGGGGAGGAGAAAAGUACAGCUGGAAGACAAGGGAAGGAAUGGGCAUGAGAAGGGGAGGGAGGGAUGGGUUUGGAAACAUUGGUAGUUAGGCUGUCAACAUCAUUUGAGGGGAAGUAUAACAAAGAAAGCAACCCCUGUUACGUGAAUUUCCCGUUUUCUGAUGGGUGAUCUGCAACCUCUCAACAAAAAGUCAAAGGAAUCUUUCAAACAAAUGGAAAGAAAAUGAAAGGGAAAUGAUUCUGUAGUCACUGGAAUUCUGACGGCUGCGUAUUAGAAAUCAUUGUACUGUGAAGUUGCAAAUUCAAAAAGGAAGAAUUAUAAAGUUCAAUUUUGUGAGUAUAUCAAUAUUUUGCAUGCUUUGUAAGGAUUCUUAUAGGAAUUUACUAUUGCUUAGUAUCCCUCCAUCCCUAGGUCUGGGAGAAAACCUUUUUGUAAUGUAAUGUACAACUAGAAAUUCCUUCUCUCUUGUAUGUAUUUCCACUACAUUCCAACUUCCGAACCUGUAAACCAGAGACAGUGUCUAUAGUAGGAGGUGCUUUUUUGGGGAGGGAGGGAAUGAAGGCAAGGAAACUUGAAGGCGUAAGAUUUUGAUUUUUAUUAUUAUUUGCCUUUUUAAGGUAAAAAUUAGUCACAAUCCUGAAAACCAUUGACUUAAGAACAGUCAUGCAGUAAACCACACGCCCUGGGUUUGGUUUUCUGUAUUUGCUCUCAUUGUCACAUAGCAGUUCCAUAGCAAUCCCUGUCCUGCCAGCGGCACCCCUACCUCUUCCAAGCUGUUGUUUGGGAUCUUGGAGGCAGCAGCAAUGCUGAUGACUUACCUUGAAAGGAGAAAAACCCCAACUGCAGCAGGUGGUUGGUGAAGGCCUUUUCCUUUUGGUGUUUGGAAUCCGUGGCUGCCCUUUGCAGUGUUGAAACUGGAAAGCAAUACCAUAAUGACUGUGCCAAUUUACUUCUGCCCAACGUGUUUAUUUUUAUUUAUAUAGGAGGUUAAUUUUAAUAUUAAAUUACUGAUCUAUUGUAUGUAACCAUGAGAAAAUGGCUUUUGCUUUGGUUACUGUUACAGGUUGUUGCUUUUAGUCUCUCAUUACAAUGCUCAUUUCUACUGUAACACUAUCUAACAUGCAGGCAUGUGGAUCAGGGAAAAAGUUAAUUUAACUUAACCCGUUAAUUAUUUCUGUUAAGUGUGAAUAUGUUUUCCCCAAAGCUGGUAAUUUUGGGCUGGAGAAGGUAGCACAUCCUAUUGCUGAUGAUGAAAUCAUGGACUGAUUGGAAAUAUGAGAAUUGAUUUCUUGAAUUUCCUUUACUUUUGCAAUUAAGUUUUUUCAAAUAGCCUUAUGUUUCCACAAGGAUUUCCAAAAGGUGCUGGUUGGGGUUUGUUUUUUUUUUUGAUACUUUAGUUAUGUUUUUAAUAAACCUUAUCAUACUUAAACAAAAAGGGAAUUGCAAAACUUGGCUUCAGAGAAGGCCUUCUGAUUUCUACUCUGAUCUGUUCCCUUGCAAGCUCUGUCAGAAAAACCUAACUCUUCCAUUUCCUAUGUCACAAAGGUACAAUAUAAACAACAUAAGAGCAAACUAGCAAACAAACUACCCUUUACAUGGGCACUGGGAGUUUAUGUUCUUUCUGUUUCUAGUGUAUUGGAGAGACCUUCCUAAAAGUGUAGCUAUCAGUAACAGAAAUCUGAAAUGUCAGAACUUGAACUUAAGAAACUGGGGUGAUGAGGAUGCUCUGUGUAUCUGCAGGUCAAGGAGAGGAAAAAGCAUCAGUUUCCUGGCAUUUAAAAACUAUUUUAAAGUUAGAAUGUUUUUUUUUUUCUGAACACAGAAGAGUUUAGGUAAAAUUUAAAAAAGUAAAGCAAAUUAUGGGAAGAGUUUUCAGAGAUGGACAAGAAAUAACAGUUAUUAGAUCGGUUUCAGUUUUGUGUUUGGAUGUGCUUUGUAUAGGAGGGGAGCAUCUGAAACCAAAUUGAAACACAUCCAUUAAGAUGCUGCUGGUGUUCUUUAUUCUUGCACAGUUUUAACAAGCGGAGGCAGUAGCUGGGCUUUUUCAAGCUGUACUUCAAUGCUGCUAUUUUUCAGUGGAUCAGCUAAGGGCACGCUAGGGCAGCGCAGUGACUGUAGUUGCUCAUGCCCACUGCCUGCCUCCAUUCUGACCCUUAGUUGCUUUGACGAAGCAAUCGGCCGGCACCGUUUUGAGGCAAAACUGCAACAGUUUCGUUGGCCACAGGGUGGUGGAACCACAGAGUCUGUUCAUGGGAGAUGCGGUAUUUUUACACUUCAUGCAUUUUACCUGUUUAGAAGUCUGUUUUACGGUUGUUUAUGUUAGUUUCCUAUGAGUUUAUUUAAACAAAUGUACUGUUCUUUAAAGCAUAUGUGGAUCUCCGAAUCUGUCACACCUGUAACACUGGAAGGCAUCGCAAUGUGUUCAUUCAUCUUAAUGUGCCAUUCUUUCAAGUAUGUAUAAAAUGUAAAUUGACCAAUAUGGCUUUUAAAAAUGGUGAAAAUCUGAUGGCAAAACCCAACCUUCUCUGAUUCCUCCCUGGUUAACCCCUUGGUUUCAGUGCUUGCUCACCUCCUGGGAUAACAUUUUUGGAUGUGGGACUCUUAGGAAUGAGAAAAGUUUUAAGAAAAAACUGCUGCCUUUCUGUUUUUCCUUCAGUUCAAGAAGGUGUGGCCGUGUGGGAACACACCACAGAUAAAUAUGUUCAUGCUGCGUGUAAGGGGUUUGCUUCAGGUCCUUGAAGAAGCAAAAUCUGAAAGGGCAGUUUCUAAGGGCAUUCGUGUUUAUGCCCUCAUAAAUUUGUAGCCUGGGUAUGUUUUUCUCUGUAAGCUUUGCUGACAUCAUCGUAGUACAGCUAUGAUACUAUUCACUUCCUUUAACACAGGCUGUGUGCGACUGGGAUACUGGAGCUGUAGGUAGAUCUGUAUUAGCGACUCCCCAUUCUGAAGUGGAAUGAAAAGAACAUUCAUAUGUAUUCUAUGGAUUUUCUCAUUGAGUAGAAUUAAAUACAUGCAUUGCCCUUAAAAGCAACAGAAGCCCUAAAGGAAGCACUUAAUGAUUAUUCCUUAAUUUAGGGAGUGAAAGUAAUACAAAAGAGAAGCAUAAUUAGAAAUCACUCAGAUCAUAUUGUCUGGGACUAGAAAGAAGAUCUCAUUCCAAGUUCUGGAAGAAGGCUUACUCCCCAGGUAACUGGGAGCAACAGCUGUCUUGCCAGUAAAUAAACAUUAAUUUAGGAACCCCAGGAAUUUAGCUACUGUAGCCUCCCAGUUCUGUGCUGCGGUCCCUCUUGCUUGCAAUCGAAAAUCCACAGUUCAGUGCUAAGAAUGCAAUGCUUAUCACUUGCUCUCUACAUUUCCCCACACUCCUGUGGCAAUAGACAGGGAGAAGCAUUAGAGUCUGUGUAUUACCAUGGGUAAAACACCACUGCAGAGAACAAAAAAACUAACAGAACCAGAAAGGUAGAUUGGUUUUUAAGGUAAAAGUCUGUUUCUGGCCUGCAAGGAUAAAAUGCCACCAUAUGCUGUAACGAUGAGGUGGUUUGAAACAGUAGGACCAAAGCAAACCUGAGUGUAAACUUGAUUCUCCUCCUCCCUUGCUUAUAUCCCUAGUUCAGGCCUUUUAGGGCAAACAAAUACGUAAAUGCUAUUGCCAUGAAUUAGAAAACUAUUAAAUGACCUCGUUUGCAUCCACUGUUGAUUCUGUGUUACCAUCCAAUAGUGGAAUUGCUGGAGACCCUUGCAGAAACACACAGGUGAACCAUGCAAGCAUUUUCCAUCACUUAAGUCCUUACUGCUGUGUUUCACCUUGCAGUGAGAAAGACCCCUCCUUUUCCAACAGAAAUCACUUCAUGUCAUUCUGCACUGUAAAAACUACCACACGGGGGGGUUCAGUUUGUAGCAGAGCUGCCCCUGAAGAUAACUGAAGUAUUUCCAGUCUUACGGUACGGAAUAGACCAAGUAUUGCUAAAGCUCUGGGCUAGUGUAUUCCUGUUUUGCAAGUUAAAUAAGAUUCCAUUAAUUACACCUGUGCAAACAUAUUUGGGAAUUAAUAUGCUUGAGUCCCCAAGGCUGUGUUUGCUCUGCUGCAGUCAUGUUCAUGUCCUCGUCAAAAACGGAGAAAACUCCUCAUUUUCCACUAGAGCUUUUGUUUGUGUGGCUGUUGCAGCCUUUUUCCCCAGUGACAAGAUGUUCUGAGAACCAAAGACAUUGUACAGAUGCCCCAUUUCUCUAAUCUGCAGAAUGACUCAUGUGGCAAGGCCAUUUUAUAUCCCUGUGGGUGUACAAAAGGGCAGGCUCGCGUACAGAGCAGCUUCCUGCCUGGAAGAAUACAGCAGCUUUCUGCAGAUGACCCAAAACAAGAAUCACAACAGGCAGAGCCGACCAGCGAGCGAUGGCCUUGGUCCUUAGGUGCUCACAUCACUUCUCGGGCAGUUUGAGUGAGAUCCAGAAGGCAGUUAGAGGAAAAAACAUCCAGUUCUUUCUUACUGUGCCUAACUGAAUCCCAGUCUACAUAAAGUAGCUCAAAUUUCCUCCAUUUCAGUGCUAUUUUGGGAGAAAUUAGGACUACACUAACUCUAGGGAUUAUGCAAAUAGCUGAAAACUGAUUCAUAUCUUUUCCAUCUUUCAUCUAUAUGAUGGUAAUGUAAAAGCUGCCAUAGCAAAAGGACAUUUCUUCCCAUUUCUUCCCAACAGCCUCUUCUAAUCCCUUAUUUACUGCUGCUCAAAGCUUCAGAGAAAUCUUGUUUUGGGCUUUGGUUACCUUAUUCUGCAAAACUUGUGGAAUCCUGGAUAAAACUUGGCUACACGGGGACAGAUGUUUCAGGAGCUGGGAUAUCAGUACCAAAAGUGAUUACCAAGGCAGCAAAAGAGGGUAAGGAAUUGUUGUGUUGGAUGCCUGAGAAGCACCGCAAUGAAAGUGAACUUAAAGAUUAUCUAUCUCAGCAGGACACCGUGAAAUGUCCUUUCUGUGUCUGUCCAGCAAAAGAAAUAAAACAAAGCCUCCUCUUGCCUCUGUAAGUUGUGUAGUUUAUUCCUAUCUCUAGUAUUGCAAGUGUUUAUAAUCUGUGAAGAAUUCCAAGGAAAGGAGUUAAGACUAUUUAUUUAAAUAUAAAUACAAUUAAAUUAUAUGAUUAGUGCUAAAUUAUCAGGUGUAGAAGAUGUAUUGUUUGGAUAACUUUGGGUUUCAUCAGAGUUAAUACUGUUGGCAUUGUUUUAACACUACCAUGUUAGGGAGUCAGGUUUUGACAUUUUACACUGCUGUUGCUAUUGCUUCAGUAUCUAAAAGUGCUCUGGUUUUGGAGAAGAAAACCUAAUAGUAGUUUAAUACUGAAAGGUGUUGAAACUGUACUGCUAAACAUCUCUCAGUUUAGGCCCAAAGAGAGAAGAAAAAGGGAAGGGGGGGGGGGAACUGUCAUUCUGGAUGUUUUUUUCUUUUUCUGAGAAAAGUGGUAUAAAAAAGGGAUCAAAAAAACUGUAUUUGGGGAAAAAUGUCUAAGGCAUUUGUAGCCUUUCUUUGUACACAAUGUUAAAUAAAAUCUCCUGUAUCUACGUCAGGUUCUUUUGGUCUUCUUUAACUAAAACCUGGGCCUACAUGUUUGAGAAGGUAAAAGCUGCAUCACUUAAACUCUAGAGGUUAGUACAGAAUUAAACAAACCCAGCUAUAAUGUGAGGAAAUAGUUUACAUGUAAGGUAGAGACACAGCUGAGCAAACCAGUCCAUUUUCAAUCUGUAUUAACCCCUUUGUAGGAGUAUUGCUUCAGAAUGCAAACCAUCUCAAACCUUGUAAACUUUACCUUUGUGUGCAGAGCACUUCAGCUGUAGUUACGUAUUUGCUAAGAAGUCAGCUCUGUCCUCUAGGUUAUUCAAACGUUGCAUGAAACUAGUGGGUUUUGUAGGAAUUGGUGUGGAAACUGAAUCAGUCAUUUAAAUCAAGUUCUCUUGGUGCUUUAUUUAAAUCAAAUAUUUAAAUUAUUAAUGUAAUUAAAGUACAUUUAUGUUUUGCUAUAGUCCAACUUAAUAUAAUAUAUAAACCUCUCUAUAAUAAAGAUACCUGCUUGGAAGC